Molecule: messenger RNA, 2928 nt
Organism: Exophiala dermatitidis NIH/UT8656
Lineage: Eukaryota; Fungi; Ascomycota; Eurotiomycetes; Chaetothyriales; Herpotrichiellaceae
Exons: 4
Coding region: 924-2642 (572 amino acids)
Source: RefSeq, a predicted model, not a curated record
CCGGCAAGCUCGAGAAGGUGGACCACCUUGGCAAUGGGUGGUGACAGAUUCUGGAGAGAGCAAACAUUCUUCUUUCCUGCUGCCGAGCCUGUGAAGGGCCGGAAUGGUCUUUGCAGACGUGGUUGCCUCGAAAUUGGCCGGGGAUACAGUGCGAUAUGAUAUCAGGCCAAUCUCCUGGGUUGCGCAGAGAUGGGAUCCUGCGAAAGGUGCAUGUUUCGUCUUCCGACAGCCGUCGCCACGUGUGUUUCUUCCCUAUCAAGUUCUUGCAUGCCUCCAUCUCAUGGCUACAGUCGAUGCGCCUGCCCAUGGUAUAGGUUUAUAGGUCCCGAUGUGCCGGCAUCCGUUGGAUCGAUGCCUUCGGCCUGGUGUACAAGACUGGUUGGCAGGAAAGUGGCAGGAUGAGGCACGAGGUGAAAUGGGGGUAGACGCUGAGCGGGCCCGCUGCCUCAGACUGAAGCCGGGAGUGAGAUAUCAUGCACAUGGAUCUGGUGACCGUGAAUGCAGUGUCUGCUCAUCCUGUUCAAGGAAGUAGUGUGCCUCAAGCUGUCCUAUUGUUACCUGGUGAGAUUCAUAGGCGCAGCCGCACGCGGCUUGCGGCUUGUCCAGCACAGCCGUGAUUCUGCUCCUUCCUUCCUAACUGGGCGUGCGGCUUGACUUUUCGUUGCCUAUUUCUUUCACUGGCCUCUCACUCCCUCUCACUCUCUUCACCACUCAUUCAAGUUCAAAUUCAGCCCUUUGCGAGGCUCCUCAGGUUCGAGUUCGUGGUUCUCUUCAGAUCGAGCGUUUCGGCAGGAGGCUCUCGACAUUGCGUCUCCUGACUUGCUCCCCUCUCUACUUUUCUUCCUUCCGCAAGACCAUCGGACUACGAGUUCAAAGCACUCGAAAGACUCAGGUCCUUCAAAAGAGUCAGUGGUGUUGUCACGAUGAAGAUCAUGCGUCCAGCUCUCGUUUGGGGCGCGCUGUUGGGAUCCUGCAAAGCAGCAAUCCUGCCCGUCAGACAGGCUUCACCUACAUCCCAGACCACUCCAGCAUGCGUUCCUGUAACCGUCCACGAGACUGUCAUCAUCACGAAAUUCGUCGCAUAUGCUCCUCCGACUGUCACCAUUCUCGAGCAAGAUCCAUCAUCAGUCGCAAAAUCAAUGGCCUCCAUUGAUACUGAGUACAUCAUCGAACAGAGCGAGUUGCUCCCGACCGGAUACAAGCAUCCGACCACCACCCCCACUUUCAUUGAGACAGUCCGUGUCUCUGGCUUCGAGGCUACCGAGGUGUCCAACAAUGGAGGUUCUGUUUUCUACAUGUCCAAAUCCGAUUCUAAGCUUAGUUCCGGCCAGGAUCCUGGGCGAACCAUUUCUGUUGGAGUGCAAACGGUGACUGUCUGGCCCUCAAACUGGCCCUUGAAGAGUGCAACGACAGCUCAACGCGACAUCCAGACCAACAGCACCCAUGGUCCUUCGGCGUUCUCGAAGCCUUCCGGAGGCUGGAACAAUACACUCGCCAACUCUUCACUCUGGGGCACUGGAACAGCUGGAACAGCCGGAACAGGCGGAAGUUAUCUGCCAGGCACCAGAACUGCAGGAUCCGGAAGUCGGCCGACUUAUGGUGCUACGUCCACGGUCACAUUGACAAAUUCGUCGUACACCAUUACCCAGAGCAUCACCCUUAAUGCUACCUCUGCGCCCAAUCCAUCCUAUAUCCUUCCUGGUUAUGGAUACGGGUCGCAGAGCUUCCCAAGCGUGGUCGAUGCCAAGGAGAAGAGACAGACUUGCGUUUGGAUUACUGCCACCAUUGAUGGCCAGCAGGUCGGUUGGUGCAAUAACUGGGACGGCGUCUCGACCUUGACGUACACCUCAUGGGAGACUACAACGACUCCAACCUACAUCCCGGGUAUCGGCACUAUCGCUGUGGCAGACACCUCCUCAAGCAGUUCUGACCAGCCUAUCCUCACCAUAGAGACAUCCACACCUGCGGCGACAUCCUCAUCCCCGUCAGCGAGUGCCACUGCUUGUGGGCAGGUUGGACCAUUUGAGAUUGGAUUUGAUGACCUCCCAUCAUUUUCACCCGCCGACAAUAAUACUGCUGACUUUCCCCCGGUCUUCAACCCUUACGAGCACUUCUUCUGGGGAGAUGGAUGGGCCUAUGUACCUCCACCGAAUGAACCUUACCCACCACAAUCAGGCAAUCGCCUCGCUCAAUUUGUGCCCUCUCUUGCCAACAAUGAUACCGGUUCUCCAGAUGCAGGCCUGAUUCCUCCCAGUUCAUUGGGCUGUGGUCCCCGCAACUAUGACAAUCAGUACUGGUUCAAUGCACGCUCAGCCUAUGUUGGUUGUGAUAAUGGUGCCACGAAUGCCAGCGUUACAUGUGACUUUGUUGCUACGGCAUACAAGUGGGACAACAAUUCGGCCAGUGAGGUUCUUGCUGCAACUCAGCACUUCAAGAUUCCACCCUGUCCGGGAUUCAAGAGCUGCCAUUUGACCAAGAUCAAGUUCAACUACUUGUUCUACAAGAUGACCACAUUGAGUUUUUACGCUAGCGUUCAAGGUCGAGUGGGUAUCUUCUGGCUCGACAGCUUGGACCUGAACUGGUACAACAAUACUUGUGCAGCAGGACUGACCCGCAUAUCGUCGAGAAAGAUCCGACAUUGACAUACAGUAUCUCGCCCGGCCACCAAUCGACGGGGGUCCUUGUCGGAUUCGGUGGUUCGCGGGCUGGUUCUGUUGUCCUUGAGCUGGGAGCUGGCCUGGAGUAGCUUGAGCUUGGAGUGAAGUUGAUCACUGACAUGUCCUCACAGUGCUAGGAGGAGAGCACUCUAAUACACCAAAAGCAACAUACUAUUUUAGCAACAAUUGGGCUUGAUGGGGAGAAUGAAUAGCCAGAGAGACGACAGAUCACUGGCCAUGAGGCUACGCCGAGGUCAAGUAGAUUAGCACC